This is a messenger RNA of Prunus armeniaca (apricot), 192 nucleotides long. The record is from the annotation of a GenBank genome assembly. Lineage: Eukaryota; Viridiplantae; Streptophyta; Magnoliopsida; Rosales; Rosaceae.
AUGCCGAACUUUUGGGGGCAUCUCGGUACCUCGCAUUCUUCGUUGGGCAACAUCAAGAUUUCCCCAAGAGCUGAACAAGAAGAAGCCAGUGCAGUGCAAACUUACAUGCAAAUGGGUCAGACCCUUUUGAUGGUUGCAACACUUAUCACAACUGUAACAUUUUCAGCUGCCUUCACAAUGCCUGGAGGCUAG